AUGGGCAACUUUGAUUGCUACUGUUUCCUGUGCAGUGGACCGCUUUUCGAGCCGCAGCUCGGCUCUGCCUCCCCACGAGCUCUGACGAAGCGUCGCCAAAGAGUUGAGAAGAAGAGAUUGGCAUUGAAGUCAAAGAUUUGGUACAACUCGGAUUCAAGUGAAUCCGAAGAGGAGAGUGAAGAGGAGGACGAGGAUGACGAGUUUGAGGAGCGGGCAUCAUAUGACCCCGAACUAGCCACCGAGGAACGGACCGAUUGGAUCCAGUAUCUGCAGGUUCUUGGAUUUAAUCCAAAAGCAGUGGGUGGUUCCAAGGCUUGGAUCUCUGGAAGCGCGAGGUACGAUGAUGCGGGGGUGAUUGAAGUAUUUAAUGGAUCCGGUUUGUCUUUUUUUUACGGCGAAAAUAUCGCUGCCAAGGAGACUCACAUCAAUAUAGAUCCAAACCAGCCCCCUGUCGAAGAAAACAAUUGUUAUGAUUGCUAUGUGGCUUCAAAUGGAAACGAUGUUGUUUUCCCCUUCCACUCUAGCUGUAUGGCUGUGUUGAAGAAGGUGUACGAAUGGAGCCGUAACAGCACCUCCAACAAGACAAUGAAAGGUCUGGACUCUCCUAAAAUCGACAUGGACUCACUGUAUGACGCAGCCACCGUUCUUAGCGAAGACAACGCCGUCCAUCUAAAAUUAGACUAUGGUGAUAUCUCUGGCCCAGACCAAUGUUGGGAAUGCCACCCCGGCGAGGAAUACUCCGCCACUGAUCCCUUACACUCCGCUGUUGAGACGAUCGAGCUGCCCCCCCUAUCUACAUCUUCUCAAUCGCUCUAUUCUCGCUCACGUUCUUCAAUUGACCCGUUUGGAGCAGUACCAAACGAAAUCAUUCAUUUCAUUUGCAAUUACCUUCCUGGGGAGGACCUUAGCAACUUCUUGAUAGCUUCAUUUGUGGUACACUGCGCUACUCUUGAGCCUACGUUCUGGAAGUCUCUUGGGUGCUCUCGUUUGCCCUGGGCAUGGGAACUUUGGGAAAGAACGACCAGGCACGAAUCGCAAUCAGGGCUCCCUAUUGACUACAAGACACUCUACCUUUUUGUUGAUGCUCGUACCAGUCUCCCUUUCGGUAUCACAAACGGCCUGAGCGAUUGGAUGGGUUUGGCAAAUCGACGACGAAUAUGGACUGCUUGUCUCUCUCUCCUGCCUCACUACUUCCGUUCUCUUCAAAUGGGGAUAUUGGAUAAUGCAAUUUCCUCUGAUAUUACAGACGCAGCCAUCGAAGGAGAACUUUUCCCGGUAUCAUACCCACCAGCAUCCGGGACAGCUUUUCAAACCUUGUUUCUUCACUCAUGGGAGGAGCUGCGUGUGACUCCUUCAGUUUUUGAGGCGUACUGGGACUUGGAUAAGAAUUUAGUUGGCCUUGGCACAUCCUGCGGGGUAAACAAACGGAUUCUUGGAAGAGGUUCUGGUUCGGGAUCGGGCGUGGGUAAUGGGAUAACGAAAUCUGCGGACCGCAUCAAUACUGGUGAAUGGAUCCAGAACUUGUCACUCGGCCUCGAGAUUUUGCACCCUCUGCAUGGCACCGCUGUGAAAAGAGUAGAUGUCACUCUCACGUCCGGAAGAAAAAUCACACUUGGUGAUGGACGGCGGAACUUCGCUAAGCGACAACUUCUCUGCUUUAGUGGAUAUACGUUUGCUGGACUUUCCGGACAAACUGGCCAUAAUGGAGUAAUUGGGUCAUUGGGAAUCCUACAGUGUCCCACACCCAAGUCUUUGUGUGAUAUCACAUCUCCAAAGCUCUCGAUUCCUGAACGACUUCUAUGGCAUCCAGCAUCCUCUUCAGUCGUACACGGUCGUGACGUAAAGCUCCGACCGCUUGUCAUUUUGGAAGAUGCUCCCAUCAACGCAUUGACGCCACACGAGACUUUUUCAUGGACCGCAGGUGACGAGCAAUUCAGCAAACUUGAACGUAUCUCCGCAAGGCUCUGCACGGUCCCGGAAAAUACGGGCAUCUUGCAGUUGCAGUGCAGGUUCAUCAGGAGAUUCUGGGAACCUAAAAGGGGACUAGGUAGAAACAGUGGCGACGUCUCCGAAGAGCUUGUCGAGUCAGAAGACACUCCUGUCCAUCAUUUCGACAUCGAUGGGCCAGGCGGUGAACGCAUUAUUGGUGUCAAGGCACAAAGAACCAAUGGCAAGAUUACAGCUAUCACAGUAAGUCGCAACCCCAUGUUUUUUUCGAUAACUCGGCGGCUGAAUGGGCAGUUUUGCACGAACCGAGGACGCCAAGCGACUUUCGGCCAGGAGACGCAGGAUGAGUGGGCUACUUUCGAGGAAACCAAGGAGCAUUUCAUAUUUGGUCUUGCUGCGGGAUUUUCAUUGUCUGCAGAUUCUCAUGAAAAGCACUUCUCUUUGAUGAAUUCUAUCAUAGUUCUGACAAAGAAACAUGAUUAG
Messenger RNA from Clonostachys solani, 2430 nucleotides. NCBI's taxonomy places the organism in Eukaryota, Fungi, Ascomycota, Sordariomycetes, Hypocreales, Bionectriaceae. The record is from the annotation of a GenBank genome assembly.